CACCCCCACAACCCUUUUUUCUCGUUGAAUCAAGAUUUUGACAAUAUUAAGUUUGUUUUACCUUAUGUGCAUUUGGUGUAUAUUAAAUUAGCUUUCUACUUAACCAUUUUGAAAAUUGCAGAAUAGCUGUAAAUCUAAUGGCCUAAUUUGUAUUUUGGAAUGGUUCUAAUAGCAAGUAGGUUGAUUUCAAAUGUAGAAAAUUGGCAAUUUGGAAGGGGGCUUCAAAUGUUGGACCGAUGAGGCUUAUUUCUGAUGACAAAAAAUAAAAAAAACAAAAUGUUCCUUUUGUCAGAAGAAAUCGCAUAUUUGAAUAUGGAAAAAUUGGGUGCAAACAAGUAUCUUUGUAUUGGCUAAGUUCACAAACUGGAGAUACAUGAGUCGUUGUUGGAGUUUAGUUUAUGUCUGUGUCUGAGCAUAGAUUACGUUAGUGUCACAAUGACUGUUGCUCACUUGAAGGUAUUUGUGUCAAAUUUGAAUUGAGAGAGGUGAUAAAUUAGUAGGCAAACUAACACUCCAAAUGGUGAAAGAAUCGCCCCCACUCUAUCUCGAUUGGAUUAAUGAGGGAUUUUUUUAUGGACCAGUCUCUCACACAUUUCCCUCUCUCACACAUUUCCUUCUCUUACAAAGCUUGGCAGCAUUCAACUCUCUCCUAUGUCCUCUAAUUUUCUUCUACUUCAUCCUUCUUCUUCGAACACACCUAACAGCAAUGGACUCUCUUAUUUAUCCUUUUACAAAUUUCGUCCAACCGGGGUAGAAGCAAGUAUUGACAUUAAAAUAUACCCAUUUUCUUAAAAGUCUAUUUACACUUCUAUUACGGCCAAUCCAAUUUUGAAAUCUCUCCGCAACCCUCCAAAAUUGGUCUUCGAAAAUUUUGAGAAUCUGAAAAAAUCGAGACCACCAUUUUCGUGUUGUCUACAAAUUGAAUGUCGAGGCAAUUUGUUUCAACAUAAGUGGCUUUUCGACCGCAAGACCAAGGGACGCGCCGUCGCGGAUAAAGACAUAGGCAACAAAUUCACCGCUGAGGACAUCGUGCAUACCGUUGAUUAGUCGGUACAAAAAGCCUUAUAUCAGCUUGAUUGAUGGUAUUACAAUGGGCUUUGGGAUUGUUCUAUCUGGUCGUGGUCGGGACAGGAUCAUUACUGAGAGAAUUGUCCUUGCCAUGCCAGAAAAUGGAAUUGGCUUGUUUCCAGAUGUUGUUUUUGCAUAUAUAGCUGCACAAAGUCCAGGAGAAGGAGCAGUAGUUCGGAGUAACCAGAUCAGGAAAUCAAAGCGCUGCUGGAACAAUAUAGCACAAACCCAGUCUGAACCUCGUUUGAAGUUGCUUUUACCUCAGAUAAUUUCAACUUUUGGCGGUAAUAAGUCUGUUGAGGAGAUAAUGAACGAGCUGGAAAAACAUCAGGAAAGUGCCGAUACCUUGGGUAAGAUAGUGUCAACUGCACAUGUUUUGUUGUGCGAGUGUUGGAUAUUUCUGUUCCUUGAUGUUAAGAAAACAUAUUGAACAUCAUAUUGCCCUGGUAGCAAAUUGAUCCCCAGCCUUUCAUUAUCGUUGCACUAGUAGUCUGAUAUGGAAACCGUUCCGAACACCAUUAAAAUGUCACAUGCCCUGACAUCUUCAACUUUGUAAAGUUAGGUUUUGAUUCCCAAUUUGGACUGAUGCCUAGAAACUUUUAGUGAGACAUUUCCAGGACCAUGUGAUUACAUAACAAAAUGACUUGGACAGUUUCUGUUAUCGUGAAUUGGUUGUGCAACUAUAAUGGAAGGUCAGGGUCCAACUUCUUGUUGGGGGAAUAGAUUGGUGACGAAUUGUGCAAUUUCCUCUGUUGAUUAUAAUCCUUAUUGCUAUUUUCCAUUGUUUUCUUGGCAGUGGCAGAGUGGGCAAAGGAUGCCUUGCAAGGGUUCAGAAAAGGAGCAUAUUUUUCGCUUUGCCUCGCUCAAAACCAUUUCACAAAAGUUGCUUCUGCAAGAGGAAAAAGUAACCAUGAUUUGUCUAAGGUGAUAAAUUUGUCCUACUCUU
Messenger RNA from Olea europaea var. sylvestris, 2014 nucleotides. Its product is annotated as 3-hydroxyisobutyryl-CoA hydrolase-like protein 4, mitochondrial. The record is from RefSeq and is a predicted model, not a curated record. NCBI's taxonomy places the organism in Eukaryota, Viridiplantae, Streptophyta, Magnoliopsida, Lamiales, Oleaceae. Gene Ontology annotation, molecular function: 3-hydroxyisobutyryl-CoA hydrolase activity. The transcript is spliced from 4 exons. Gene Ontology annotation, cellular component: cytosol. Bases 1091 to 1498 code for a protein of 135 amino acids. Gene Ontology annotation, biological process: L-valine catabolic process.